UACUUCUUUCUUGGCAACUCUUCUUCAUAAUACAUUGAUUUUUAUACACACACAAUUUUUCUCCUUUAUCCUCUAUUUUCAUUUUUCUUGUCCAUUUGUCACCAUUUAUAUAGUGCUUAGUUGCUUACUCAUCUCAAAUUAAUUACCUAUUUUUGUCAUCAUUUAAGUUACACAAAAUGGAGAAAGUAAAAGGUUUGGAGAAAAAGAAAUUGAUGAAUGAGUUAACACAAGGGAAGGAAUUUGUUAACCAACUGAAAAAUCAGAUUGGUCCAUUGUCUUCUCCUGAAGAACGUGAUUUACUAAUUGGGAAAAUAUUGUGUACACUUGAGAAAUCAUUGUCAAUUCUCAAUUUGAAGGCACUUCUUCUUGAAGGUGGAAUUAAUAAUACUAACAACUCUACAGCUUCAUGUUCAUCAAUGUCAUUUCUUGGUAGUAAAAAUAAUAGUCCCAAGAGUGAAGUUUUGGAUUCUUCAAGGGAUCAAUUCGACAAAAAUAUUGUCUCCAAGAAAAGAAAGAAAGCACAACCAAGGAUUAAUCAAACAAGCAUUUGUGUAAAUGGGCUUGAAGAUCCACGUGAAGAUGGAUAUAGUUGGAGAAAAUAUGGCCAGAAAGAUAUUUUAGGGGCUAAUCAUCCAAGGGCUUAUUAUAGGUGCACUCAUAGGAACACACAGGGUUGCUUGGCAACAAAACAAGUCCAAAAACGAGAUGGAGACUCUACAAUCUUUGAGGUUACAUAUAAAGGAAGGCACAGUUGCAAAGUUGCACAAUCAGAUAUCUUUUCACUUCAGAACCAAAAGCGCCAAAAACACAACAAAAAACAAGAAGAAGAGAUGGUAAUAUUCAACUCUGCACCAAACUAUAAAGUUGAAAACUCUAACAUCACAACAACAAAAGAAGAAGUUUUCACACCCUUUCCAUUCCCUCCUACACCACUAAACCUCGAGAAUAUUGAAGAAACAAAAUUCUUCUUCGAUGACAUCGCGCCAUUUUCAUCUCCAAUAGCCUCAGAAUUACCCUCGUACUUCUCAAUGUUGACGUCCCAAAAUGAAGAAUUUGGAAUGGAAAACAUGAUUCUUCAGAACUCAGAUUCAGAUCUCACUGAAUUGAUCUCGACCCCGACUUCGAUUUCAUAUUCCUCGUUUGGUGGAGAUGGGGAUUUGGCUGUGGAUUUUGAACCUAAUGUUACAUUUGACAUUACAGAGUUCUUCACUUAAUUAAAUAUUAGAUCAUAAUUCCUUGCAAGUUUGUAAUAGCAGCAAGUUAGUUUUGUGCAAUAUUUUUUAUAUUUUUAGGCCCAAUUGAUCCUAAGCUAAAGUCAAUUGACUCAUAUUUUAGAGAAAUAAUUGUAGUAAGAAUUGCAACCUGAUGAAUUCAUGUUUGUAAUUACAAGCUUUGGCUAUUGAAAUUCAAGUUGCAUUUCAAUAAUUCUUGCUUAGUAAACGAGAUAUUAAGGACAAAUUAACGCACUUACAACUUA
Solanum dulcamara is the source of this 1477-nucleotide messenger RNA. Its product is annotated as probable WRKY transcription factor 41. Gene Ontology annotation, cellular component: nucleus. Gene Ontology annotation, molecular function: DNA-binding transcription factor activity; transcription cis-regulatory region binding. NCBI's taxonomy places the organism in Eukaryota, Viridiplantae, Streptophyta, Magnoliopsida, Solanales, Solanaceae. The transcript has 3 exons. Gene Ontology annotation, biological process: regulation of DNA-templated transcription. Bases 177 to 1214 code for a protein of 345 amino acids. The record is from RefSeq and is a predicted model, not a curated record.